Desarmillaria tabescens is the source of this 773-nucleotide messenger RNA. RefSeq lists its product as uncharacterized. Lineage: Eukaryota; Fungi; Basidiomycota; Agaricomycetes; Agaricales; Physalacriaceae. The transcript has 2 exons. Bases 162 to 773 code for a protein of 203 amino acids. The record is from RefSeq and is a predicted model, not a curated record.
UACCAAAAAGGGACGCGUUAUUUGUCCCUAUUAUAAUGAUGGCACGCGAAGUUCUCAGGCCUUUGUCUCGAACAAUGCCACCCAUUUUAAGCGCCUCUUAUGCCUUUUCGGAAUCUCUUUGACUCCUUUCAUACUGAAAUCCUCUCUGAAUAUUGGCGAACAUGCCCCCCCAAUUCGCUAUCCCUGCUUUGACCAGCCAUCCUUUAUUAUACACUCCCCCGCUCACGCGUUCACCUUCACCCAAUGAAUCACUCGAUUCACACCAUGGGGACGACAAGACUUCGUAUUCAGACUCGGAAUCUGUUAUUUCGCAGUCGGGGUUCGACACGAAACAUGAUCAUCGCUUAAAAUUGUAUCAACCAAGGCCAGAAGAAGAAGAGGCCAAUCAACUUGUCUUGAUUGAGCGACCUACCACGCUCUCUGAAGCGGAGGAAUUGGCGGCGCAAAUUGUGGACAGCUUGCGCCGUGAAGUGAGAAUGGUCGAGGAGAACGAGAUGCUUGAACAACAAAUAAUGUUCCGCGGAUCCAGAAUUGGGACGGAACGACCCCAGUCUAACAUGGGUGUAGAUGAAAUCAUGCAGAGCAUGAUGCCAAAUUCUCAGAGACAGGCCACUAGACAACCGCCAGGCCGUCUGUUUAUUGCCAACAAGGCUCCUUGGGCUAUGGAUGGCGGCCCUACCCAGGGGUACGGGACAUCGGUGCCGGGGCGAUCACCCGCAAACGGGUCGCCACAACCAUCCAGAAAACGUGGAAAAGGAAAGAGGAAAGUGUAA